Messenger RNA from Cinara cedri, 4264 nucleotides. NCBI's taxonomy places the organism in Eukaryota, Metazoa, Arthropoda, Insecta, Hemiptera, Aphididae. The record is from the annotation of a GenBank genome assembly.
CUGGAGUAAAAAUCAAUAAGAAUAACUACGCAGAACAAGUGUUUACUCUGCAGGUAUUUGUGGUGUAGACAAAAUUUUAAAAACUUAAAAAGUGCAUUGUGCUUACCUAUUUUGUACAUAUAUUACCUAGCUAAUUUAUUACUUAUUUUUACUAUACUAUAAAACAAAAUGUCGUCAACUACAUCAUUGAACAUCGAUGGAAUGAGUAAGUUGACUUAAAAAAUGAUGCUUAAGUAUUUAUAAUAUAAGUAGGUAGGUAUUAUUCAUUUUUUAUUAGGUAGAUUCCCAGGUAACUAUUUUUAACACCUUUUUUAAAAUUACUUACCUACCUAAUAAUAAGAACCUACAUUAGUGUAUUACAAUUUUAUUUUGAGUCUUAAAAAAAACACAAUGUAUUUUUUUAUUAGGGCAUUUUUUCUUCAUUUUUUAACCUGCGACAUCUGCAUAGAUUUUUAUAAAGACCGGCGGUCCUCUAUUGCAUGUAUAUGGAAUGUAAAUAGGUUAUUAAUAUAAAUAAAAUCUAAAUAUACUUCCAAUAUGAGCAAAAAAAAAAAAACAGAUAUUUUAAAAAAUUCUUGAUAGUUAGGUGACUUAAAAAUAUGAAACCCUAUACAGUUACUUACCUGUCAUCACUGGAGUAUCUUGGUUUAUGACUAACGAAACCAUAUCCACUCUGAUCUCAUCAUUAGAACAGUUAAUGAAACCGCCGCACUCGUUUACAAAUGCUUCUGUAUUAAUUUCUAUUAAACACUAACCCCUCUUUACUUAAUUUGCUUUAAACAGUUUCCAGUGACUGAGUUACCCAUUUAUCCGCUUAAUCACUUAAAUCACCAAUCUUGUUACUAGGUAUCUCUGGUAUUUUUUGUUCUCCUAUAUAAAAAUAACGUAUUGUGCUUUUUGUAGAAAUUGUGAUUUUUCAAAAUAAAACCAUAAGGUAAUUUAAAAAAAAGUUACUAACAGUCUAUCUACACGAUACAUGUGUACAUUAUGGUACACUAUUUAGUUGUAUACGCGUAUACAAAAACAAAAUCAUCCGUUAUUUACUUAUGUAACUCCGUUGUUCCAAUUAACCAUAUACCUAUACCUAUAUAUAUUUUAGAUUCUGUGUGGAGCGAAAAACCUUAUAGUUUUACAAAGAUGUUUAUUUUUUAUUUGUGAGUAACUUUUCUACCAGAAGACUUGCUUGAAUUUCUAAGUGUAGCAUCUUUUCUGAAAGGAAAUCGCUGUGGGAAGGUACUAUUUGUACUAUUUUAGGUCAUUUUUCGAAUUUCUCAUCAAAUGCGAAAAACCGAAAAAAAAACCAGGAAAAUAUAAGAAAACUAGGUAUUAGUUAAAAUAUAUUACGACCUUCAUUUUUUCUGUGCACAACUUUUCUACCAGCCAUUUUGCUCUAACUUUUAAUGAUAGCAAUGUUUUUAAAAGGAAAUUUUUCUAGGAAGGUACUUUAGAGAGGUAGUUUUACGAUUUUCCAAAGAGUUUUCCAAGAAAAUGUGAAAAAUCGGGAUAAAACAUGGGAAAAUCGUAUGAAAACUGGGAAAAUUGGUACAACAUUAAACAAAUUGUAUUAAAGAAAAUAUAUAAAGCCUAUUUAAUUGUUUUACUAUAUAUUGUUGACAAAGCAUCACAUCAACUGAAUUCCGCUCAGAAUCAUUUUUCGUAAGCAAUGAUUUAUAAUGAUAACGAUAUUGCUUACAGAUAUACAUUAAAUUCCCGUUUAUAUCCUACCUUCCGAACUUCCCACCUACACCAGUGGCUGCACUUUUUUCACACGUUUUUAAUGUACCCUGCUCAAUAUUUAAGGGGUUGAAUAUUGAAUUUCCGAAAUAAUGUUUUUCAUCAAUUUAGAUAAUUUUUUUUCUUUAAAUAUCAAUCUAUUGAUAACAUUUAUUUUCUGGGUACUAAAAAGAAUUUAUGUCUACAGUCAGGUAAUAAAAAAAUUAAAUGGAAUUAUUAUCUACUGAGUUGGUACAUUUGUUAAUAUUUCCGCUGUGUAUAUGACGGGGUAAAUUAUAAUACGAAUAACAGACUAGUUCGUUUUUGCUGACUACCAGACCGUUUCAGUUGCCCCCCGACGAUGAUUUCUUUAAUGGAAGGCUAUAGACUUAACAUAAUUGUUUACAUAGGUACUUAUAUACAUAUCUACUCAUGGGUAUUGUUGCCCCCACACUUACUUAAAAGUAAUAGGUUAUUUAGAAGUGAACAAAAGAUGGGUUUUGGGAAUUCAAACCCCCAAGGAGGGAGCCCUACGAGAGGAGAUUCGAUCUCAACACACAUUUUCCUAUAUAAGAAUUUUGAGGCCGGAGGUAAUUUUUUGGUAGUGCCUUUAAAUUCAAUGAUUUAGCUAUAUAUAUAUAUAUAUUAUAGGUAUAUCAUUUUUUUUAUAUUCAAUUUAUUUUUUAAGAUUAUAAAUAAAUUACACCAUGUCUAAAAAAAAAUGACUAAAAUAAAAAAUUAUUACAUAUAUUAAUAUAUGUGUAGUCCUCAUCCAUGUGAGUAAUAUAAAACACCCCGAAUUUGAUUAACUUUAUUAUCUCUAGAGAUAAUCAAGUGGUAUAUUUUCGUGGAACAGCCUGUAUGUAUAUAGUAUACGAGUAUGUAUAGUGUUAUCCUUAUGCUUAUAAUACUGUCAAAACUUUUUUUUUUUUUAAAAUAGAUAUCAGUUUUUAUUAUUUUAAAAAUCAAUUUUAUUUUAGGUGCUGACGAAAAAAUUGAACACAUUAAUUUGUUACGUGAAAUAAUUCGUCUCAAAGAACAGUCUGGAACUGGUUUUAGUUCUCAAAAUAACGGAAAUAAAAAAAGAAAUAUUAUCAGCGGAACAGUAAUGUCUAUUAUAUUUGUUACUUGCUUCGUUCUGGUAGUGGCAAUGGCUUUUUAUUCUUUCCGCACCCUAUACCUUGCCAUACAGAAAAAAUUCCCGACUCCACAUUCAGAAUUGUAAUAAUGGUCAAAAAGUAAUUUAUUAAGAUAAUUUUCUAAUUGUAUUUACACAUUUUAUAACAUUAUAAUAAAGAGAUUAGUAUAUAGGUACUUAUAUUUAUAAUGUGUAAUAUAUAUAUUUAUUAACAUUGUAUCUAAUUGUAAAAAGAGAAGUAUAGAUAUUUCAAUUUAUAAUAGUAAUAAUUGUUUGAUACUUUGCUAUAGUUAUUUGUAUGGUUUUAUUACUAUUUUUUUUUUUUUAAAUUGUUUGAAGUAUGUUCUUAUUAUUAGUAGCUAAAUUCAUUUUAAAUAAAUAGAUACUUAUCAUAUUGAUUUUAACUUCUAGAUCCCAUACACGAAACGACUUGUUAAAAUUUUCUGUAUUAGUUCAAAUGUCAUGGUUUCAGUGGUUUCACAGAAGUUAUUGUUGACACUGAUGACCAACCAACUAAGAAUUACAUUAGUUUUAAUUUGUAGGCUAUAUUGUCAAAACAGACUAUAGGAUCACGUAAUUCCUUACUUAUUAAAGAUAUCAAACCGAAAUAAAUGCUUACUAAAAUAUGUUUUCAGAAUUAACACACUUAUAUAUUACGUCCUAAGUAUAAUAAUACGGCUUUUUAACGAAACUAAUUGGAGGUUUUAACUAGCUCUCCCCUUCCCUACGAAGUUGUUUUAAAAAAUAUUUACGAAUUCUAUGUACCUAAUAGGUACAUAUGGUUGCAUAAUUUAUAUUUCAAAAAUAUUUCCUAACAAUUUUGAAUACGUGUAUAAUGCACAUUGUAUGUCAUGCACUAAGCAUUUAUUAAAUAAUUUAAUAUCCCAAAAACCUGUCCAGAAAUAGUUAUUGUUCUGGCAGGGCAUUUAUUAUCGGAUUUAUUAAGGUUUACAAAAGCCAUACAGAUAAAAAUGGGUAUAGUAUUUAAAUAUUGUAUCUUGUAUCUAAAGAUUUCUCAUUAUAUUAUAUUUACACAAAUACUUUUUUAUAAGCCUUAUUUUAUACAUAAAAAAAAAAAUCAAUACAUAAAUCCAAAUAAAUACUUUUUGUAAAAUUUACAAAUGUUGAUAAAAAUUUGUCUAAACAAGUUGGUCGACAAAUAAUUUCAUGUAUAAUCGUAUGGAACCAUUAAUAAAACCUAUUUAUUUCCAGAUUCUAUUAAUUUUUUUAAAACUGUCAUAUUUUCUGAAGCUACAGCUUGUCGAUAAAUAGAUAUCGUGUCGGUUUUAUUAUUAUUGACUGAAAUUAAAAAAAUAAAAUUGCAUUAUAGUACUCUAGUUCAUGAGUCAAUAAUUAAAUACGCAUGCGGAAAAAAAAGUCUCAGCAAAAAGUCCUAAAACAAUUCCAAUCACG